AUGAACACCAACAACAACAUUUUCCGACCUUCAACCGCCACCCCCUUCGAUGCAGCAAUCUGGAUUAGGCGAUGGGAUGCCAGUCCUGCAACCAUAAGCCACUGUCGCGGUGCCAUCGAGAACGCCUUUCAAGCAUCCGAUCAAUACUGGCAAGAACUCGUUAAGCUGAACUCUAGGCUAGUGAACGAAGGAAAGCUAGAUCCUAUGCAAUCCUCACAUUUUAAGACUCUGGUCGCUUAUAGGAAUUCCUUUAAGACGAAUCCGAAGAUGGUUGUGGAACUGAAUGAAGAGAGAGCACAAGCAAUGUGCGUGUGGUUGAAACAUUUCUUCGCGCUUGAGAUGCAGAGGAGUGGUAGAACUGACGGAGAAGUACCGAAGAAGAAAGUACAGUUUUCAUUCCCAGUGGAAGACCAGAAUCCAGAUAGAAAGGAACCCAAUAGCAAAGAAGUUGUAACCCGCGAGCCUAGAUCUAUCCUCAGACCCCAAUAUCAACCGUUCUUUACAACACAACGAGUCCAUCGAGAUUACGACGCAACCCGCGGAAAGAAAUUAAAACCGCAAACCAAAGGUUCCAGUGAAAAUCGACCACAUUCAAAUCACAAGCCAACUGCCCAUAACGGGAAAGGGGCCUCUACUAGUGGCAAGUCAACACAUCAAGAUCACAAGCAAAGUAGCCAUACACGCGACCACCACUCUGCCAACGCUCCAGCAGUUGCAGGCAGUUCAAGACCUUCAAAUCACAAACCAACUCCCCAUAACCGCGAAGGCUCCUCUACUAGUGACAAGUCACCAAAUCGACAUCAGCCAAGUGGUCAUAAACAUCACUCUCCCAAAAUUCCAGCCGAAGCAGGAAGUUCUCGCCAACGAGAACGUCGACCAAGCUCGCACACAAAAGCGAAGCCAUCUUCUAAUACUAUAAGAGAGAAUCCUUCGCGGCGUCCAUCGACUGGUCGUUCUGCGAAUGUAAGGCCUCCUAGAAAGAUAGUGCUGGGUUUUCUUUUAGGUUGA
Glarea lozoyensis ATCC 20868 is the source of this 1008-nucleotide messenger RNA. RefSeq lists its product as uncharacterized. Lineage: Eukaryota; Fungi; Ascomycota; Leotiomycetes; Helotiales; Helotiaceae. The transcript is spliced from 2 exons. The record is from RefSeq and is a predicted model, not a curated record. Bases 1 to 1008 code for a protein of 335 amino acids.